CGUCAUACGCGCGCGCGCAGCCGCUCGCAGGGACAACCGCUCGCCGGGACAGCCGCAGAGCUCUCAUGGCGAGCUCGGCCGCUUCCUCCGUGCGACCGCCGAGGCCCAAGAAAGAGCCGCAGGCGCUCGUCAUCCCCAAGAAUGCGGCGGAGGAGCAGAAGCUCAAGCUGGAACGGCUAAUGAAGAACCCGGACAAAGCAGUUCCAAUUCCAGAAAAAAUGAGUGAAUGGGCACCUCGACCUCCCCCAGAAUUUGUCCGAGAUGUAAUGGGUUCAAGCGCUGGGGCCGGCAGCGGAGAGUUCCAUGUGUACAGACAUCUGCGCCGGAGAGAGUACCAGCGACAGGACUACAUGGAUGCCAUGGCUGAGAAGCAAAAAUUGGAUGCAGAAUUUCAGAAAAGACUGGAAAAGAAUAAAAUUGCUGCGGAGGAGCAGACUGCAAAGCGUCGGAAAAAGCGCCAGAAGUUAAAAGAGAAGAAAUUAUUGUCAAAGAAGAUGAAACUUGAACAGAAGAAACAGGAAGAAGCUGGUAUUACCAGAACCAGAUCAGAACCAGGCAACCCAGUGCUGAGAGGCCUCUCAGGAUCACAGUUCCCUAGCACAAGAACGGAAGAUUUCCUACCUGCUGUUCCAGAUAGGGGUACCAACGAGCCUUGGUUUAACAGGGAGUUUCCCAAUCACCUCAAGGGCAGUGUGGGAUGGCUGAAGGAUUCCUCAACCCAGAAGAGAAGACUCCAAUUAAAGCAGCAUUUGGGGGACUUCCCUGGUGGUCCAGUGGGUAAGACUUCGUGCGCCCAGUGCUGGGGCCCUGGGUUCGAUCCCUGGUCGGGGAACUAGAUCCCACAUGCAUGCUGCAACUAAGAGUCUGUGUGCCACAACUAAAAGAUCCCACGUGCCACAACAAAGACCUGGCGCAGCCAAAAUAAAUAAAAUUUUUUUAAGUAUUUUGCUCAAAACCAGACCACCAAGUUCUAUGCUUUCUCCUCCCCCACCCCCCAACGGAAAAAUUCCAUUCAAGGCAACCCAGUAGGGAAGAAUAUCCUUGUGUGGUCACCUGCAAGGUUCCACUACUUACCAGACAUCUCACAGACCAGAACUAGAGCCUUGUUUCCUUCACCAUGGAAUUGAAAGUGCCAUGGGCCAGUGACACCAAGUCAGCAGUAAGCACUCAGAACUGUCCCUGAGACAAAGGUGCUCAGACAGCUGCUGGACAGGAUCUGAGAGCUGCAACCAGCCAGGGGCCUAUGUGCCACAGGCAAGACACACCCACUCUGGAUGGGAAUUCCAUCUGGGUCACCAAAAUUGUUACUGAACUAAGCCAAUCUACUGAUACCUAGUUGUGGUGAAGGAAAGUACAGUGUUUACUGAGGGCACCAGGCAAGGAGAAAGGGAAGCUCGUGCCCAAAAGACCCAAACUCCCUGAUGGCUUUCAGAGAAGGUUUUUUAAGAACAGUGUGAGGGAAAGGGUCACAGGUGGGUAAUCAGCUCCUGUACAAUGCUCUGGUUGAUGAUGAGAUAACAGGAUGAUGUAUCAAGAAUCACAGUUAUCGGGCUUCUGGUUCCAACUGGUCUGGGGUCUACGUGCUGGUGGUCAGCAUGCAGUUAACUUCCUCCAACUGGUGGGGGUUUAGUUUCUGCAAAACAACUCAAGGGUAUGGCUCAGGAUAUUAUCUGUAUCCCUGGAGAAGGAACUAAACGUUCUUGACUUUGUUUUAUGGCUAAACUAUUAUUUUGUCUUGCUUGACUGCUUUCCUUUGUUUCUGCAUUUUCUCAAUCUGAUUAAAUUUGCUCUUUGGAAAAGCAAACACUCCUGCACUGUUGGUGGGAAUGUAAGUUGGUGCAGCCACUGUGGAAAACAGUAUGGCGGUUCCUCAGAAAACUAAAAAUAGAAUUACCACAUAUAUGAGGGACUUCCCUGGCAGUCCAGUGGUUAAGACUCUGCACUUCCACUGCAGGGGGCACAGGUUCAAUCCCUGGUCGGGGAACUAAGUUCUCAAAUACCAUGUGGUGCAGCAAAAAAAAAAAAAAAAAGAAUUACCAUAUGAUCCAGCAAUCCUACUCCUGGGCAUAUAUCCAGAAGACAAAACUAUAAUUUUAAAAGAUACAUGCACCCCUAUGUUCAUAGCAGCACUAUUCAUAACAGGCAAGACAAUGAAACAACCUAAAUGUCCAUCAACAGAUGAAUGGAUAAAGAUGAUGUGGUGUGUGUAUAUAUAUACACACACAUAUACAUACGAUGGAAUACUAUUCAGCCAUAAAAAAGAAUGAAAUAAUGCCAUUUGCUGCAACAUGGAUGCACCUAGAGAUUAUCAUACUA
Messenger RNA from Physeter macrocephalus (sperm whale), 2316 nucleotides. RefSeq names its product PRKR interacting protein 1 (gene PRKRIP1). Gene Ontology annotation, biological process: negative regulation of protein kinase activity. Bases 66 to 836 code for a protein of 256 amino acids. The transcript has 6 exons. NCBI's taxonomy places the organism in Eukaryota, Metazoa, Chordata, Mammalia, Artiodactyla, Physeteridae. Gene Ontology annotation, molecular function: protein kinase binding; double-stranded RNA binding; protein kinase inhibitor activity. Gene Ontology annotation, cellular component: nucleolus. The record is from RefSeq and is a predicted model, not a curated record.